Messenger RNA from Cyclopterus lumpus (lumpfish), 4945 nucleotides. It is a transcript of the gene ndst1b, whose product is annotated as N-deacetylase/N-sulfotransferase (heparan glucosaminyl) 1b. Gene Ontology annotation, cellular component: Golgi apparatus. Gene Ontology annotation, molecular function: deacetylase activity; heparan sulfate N-sulfotransferase activity. The record is from RefSeq and is a predicted model, not a curated record. The transcript has 16 exons. The coding region runs from base 598 to 3318 and encodes 906 amino acids. NCBI's taxonomy places the organism in Eukaryota, Metazoa, Chordata, Actinopteri, Perciformes, Cyclopteridae.
UGUGCCGCUUCCACAUCACGGCCGACAGCAAACCGAGACGACGACACGCGCGCGCGCCGUGCUUCACUCCUGCAAUCAUCCCAACUGGACGGCGUCUUCCCCAAAGCCACCUAACCUCAAACAAGGAGAGGAAAUUCGAUCCUACGGGAAUGGUGCUGCUGAGAUGACCUACGUGACUUUGCUUUUCUCAAGAGAUCAUUCUUCAAUCAAAAGAGCGGGGCGGAAUCUAACCAGGACAUGGUUGGCAGGUUCACAUGAUGGACAGGUGAUGGAGUCUUCCAUCAUCUUUUUCCACCAGUGACUCGGCCUGCCAGCACUCCCUCUGAGGCAUAAGUGUGUACCAGCGGUCCAAGCCCCCCUAUUUCUCUGCCAUGGUGACAUAAGCAGUGCUGCAAUAUGAGGGAGAGCCAACGUGAGACCGUCUCAUUUCUUUCUCCAGUAGCUGCUGCAACUGCUACUUUAACGCUGUUUGUGUUUAGCUCGAAAACAAGACUGACUCUGUUGUGAAUAGUCCCUGCUCGCCAUUUUCUACCCACACCGAAAGAGACUGUCCCCGUGUUGCUGGGCUGGUGGGGCGGAGCGGUGUGGCGUGAGACGAUGCUGGGAUGUGUGACACGCCUCCGUCGGCUAGUCCGUCUCCUCCCCCUGCAGACCUCCCUCCUCCUCCUCUUCCUCUUCUGUACUGUCAGCGUCUUCAUCUCUGCCUACUUCCUCUAUGGCGUCAAGCGGGAGCUGGAGCCAUCGGGAGGGGGCGUGUCUGGGGCCGAGGGAGCGUCCGCAGACUCCGAUGACUCGAGGGUUACGCCGUCCCGGCUGCUACCGCUGCGGGGCGUCUCAGGGGGCCCAGGGAUGGAUCCCGGAGGGUCCAGGACAGAUCCUGUGGUUCUGGUGUUUGUGGAAAGCCAGUAUUCUCAACUGGGUCAGGAGAUUGUGGCCAUCUUGGAGUCUGGCCGGUUCAAGUACCGAACUGAGAUCUCUCCCGGUAAAGGGGACAUGCCCACAUUGACAGACAAAGACAGAGGGCGUUUCACACUGGUGAUUUAUGAGAACAUUCUCAAGUAUGUUAACUUGGACGCCUGGAACCGAGAGCUGCUGGACAAAUACUGUGUGGAAUAUGGAGUGGGCAUCAUUGGCUUCUUCAAGGCCAAUGAAAACAGUCUGCUCAGUGCACAGCUGAAAGGCUUCCCUCUCUUUCUGCACUCCAACUUGGGUCUGAAGGACUGCACUGUCAACCCCAAGUCCCCCCUGCUCUUUAUCACUCGAUCCGGGCAGCCCUUGCCAGGUCCCCUCCCCGGGGAUGACUGGACCGUUUUCCAGUCCAACCACUCAACGUACGAGCCUGUGUUGCUGGCCAAGACCCAGUCAGCUGAGAGCGUUGCAUCGAUGGGGCAGAACGCUGCUCUGCUCCCAUCGGUGGUGCAGGACCUAGGGCUCCAUGAUGGUAUCCAGAGGGUCCUGUUCGGCAACAACUUGGUCUUCUGGUUGCACAAGCUGGUGUUUGUGGACGCCGUGGCCUUUCUGACGGGGAAGAGGCUCUCGUUGUCCCUGGAGCGCUACAUCCUGGUGGAUAUAGAUGACAUAUUUGUGGGCAAAGAGGGCACACGCAUGAAGGUGCCUGAUGUCAAGGCCCUGCUGGAGACGCAACGGGAGCUGCGCACCCAUGUGCCCAACUUCACCUUCAAUCUGGGUUUCUCAGGGAAAUUCUUUCACGCUGGAUCUGAUGAGGAGGACCUGGGAGACGACCUGCUGCUUUCCUACGUGAAGGAGUUUUGGUGGUUCCCUCACAUGUGGAGCCACAUGCAGCCCCAUCUAUUCCACAACCAGUCGGUGCUGGCCGAGCAGAUGUUGCUCAACAAGAAAUUUGCCAUGGAGCAUGGGAUCCCCACUAACAUGGGUUACGCGGUGGCGCCCCACCAUUCUGGCGUCUACCCUGUCCACAUGCAGCUGUACGACGCCUGGAAGAAGGUGUGGGGCAUUAAGGUGACCAGCACAGAGGAAUACCCACACCUGAAGCCUGCCCGCUUCCGGCGAGGUUUCAUCCACAGCGGCAUCAGCGUGCUGCCCAGGCAGACGUGUGGUCUCUUCACACACACCAUCUUCUAUAAAGACUACCCGAGCAGUCCGAAUGAACUGGACAAGCUCAUCAAUGGAGGAGAACUCUUCCUCACAGUUUUGCUGAACCCUAUCAGUAUCUUCAUGACCCAUCUGUCCAACUAUGGAAAUGAUCGCCUCGGCCUGUACACCUUUAAAAGCCUGGUGAUGUUCCUCCAGACGUGGACCAACCUGAAGAUGCAGACCCUGCCACCUGUUCAGCUGGCUCAGAAGUACUUCAGCCUCUUCCCCUCUGAGAGAGAUCCACUCUGGCAGGAUCCUUGUGAGGACAAAAGGCACAAGGACAUCUGGUCCAAAGAGAAAACAUGUGACCGCUUCCCCAAACUGCUCGUCAUCGGGCCCCAGAAGACAGGGACGACAGCGCUCUACCUGUUUCUUGGCAUGCACCCUGACCUGACCAGUAACUACCCGAGCAAGGAGACCUUUGAGGAGAUCCAGUUCUUCAAUGGGCACAACUACCACAGAGGCAUUGACUGGUAUAUGGAGUACUUCCCCCUGCCCUCCAACACCAGUUCAGACUACUACUUUGAAAAGAGUGCCAACUACUUCGACUCUGAGGUGGCUGCUCAGAGGGCUGCGGCUCUCCUGCCCAAAGCCAAGAUCAUCACCAUCCUCAUCAACCCAGCGGACAGAGCUUACUCUUGGUACCAGCACCAAAGAGCCCACGAUGACCCGGUGGCAUUGAAGUACUCCUUCCGUGAUGUCAUCACUGCAGGCCACGACGCUCCGGUCAAACUCCGGGUCCUGCAGAACCGCUGUCUGGUGCCAGGCUGGUACGCCAUCCACCUGGAGCGCUGGCUCAACUUCUACCACUCCAGCCAGUUGUUAGUCUUAGAUGGACAGAUGCUGAAGACUGAGCCUGCUUCAAUCAUGGAUAAAAUCCAGAAGUAUCUGGCCCCGGUCAACGUCAUCAACUACCACAAGAUCCUAGCGUUCGACCCUAAGAAAGGGUUCUGGUGUCAGCUGCUGGAGGGAGGGAAGACCAAGUGUUUGGGGAAGAGUAAAGGGCGCAGGUACCCUGACAUGGACCCUGAGUCCGAGGGCUUCCUUAGGGAGUACUAUAGGGAUCACAACAUUGAGCUGUCCAAGCUGCUCUACAGGAUGGGUCAGCCGCUGCCCAGCUGGCUCAGAGAAGAGCUGGUCCACACCAGGACAGCAGUGGAUGAUGAUCAAGAUGAGAGCGUAGUUGCUUUGAGCAGCUGUUAGCGCUCGCCUCUCUCCCUGAGCUUCCAGAUGCUGUUAGUCCCCUGCAGGACAAACCAGAACCAUGGAUGUCCGAGUGAUGGUCUCCGCUGUGUCCUGCAGAAGAAGGAAAGGCUCAGUGGUGCAAAGGAGGGGCCUUCAGUCAGUGUUUGAUAAUCACAUCCCUGCUCUCCUUAAACAAACAUCUCUUCUUCACAUGGACUUCAUCUUGAAAAUCAAAGGAAGGAAAACCGUCUGAAGCUCGAGCAGUCUUCACGGUUUCACCUCUGGAAAACAGGUGGAAAAGAUCUCCAGCGAAGAGUUGUUGUGUUUGGAGCACAUGAAAACAGGCAACUUAACAUUGACUUACUGAUGAUGACAGCCUGAUUGACGGAGAGACAAAGGUGGCAAAUGCCUUUGACAUAAGAAAGUGUUAAGUGUUUGUAUGAGAGAAAAAUGAGACAUCUGGAGUCUUGACUCAGGCUGCAUGUUGUAGCCUUAUUCGAUAGGCCUUGGUAGUAUCUAGUUAUCGCAUUUACAAGUGCCAGGACAGAAUCUUCAAUGAAAUAUUACCAUGUGGAUUUUUAAGGGUUCCUUUUUGUUUUUUGUUUUUUUAUAAAGCUAUACGUUUUCUUAACUUUCCUCCGACUUUUGUUUUAACGUUUCUAUAAUGCGCAAGGCAAUGCAUUAUUGUAGAAUGUACCAAAACUAAACAUUUUAGCCCAGUUUUCUCAUAUCGGCCAGAUGUACAGAAGGUUUGUUAAACUGUUCGGCUCAGCCUCCUGUGUAGUCAGUUUAGACCAAUUAGUUGGCUCAAGCAGGAGCAGUAGGAUAUAUAUGUUGAAAGCACAAUAUUUAAGGCACUCAAGUAAACAUUGCUUCUGAACAUACAGGUUACUGGAAAGCACACUAACAAAAUGGAUCCUCCUAUAGUUUGUGAAGAUGAUCAUAAGCUAGCUACUGUAUGUUUAAUUACACAUUGUGGUCAGAGAGAUUCAGAUAGUGUACAGAACAAGGUUGGGCUUUUCAAAUCUGUUUUUAGCAUUGGAUUCUUUUUUUGUCGUCAGAACUGUAUAUUUUAUUUCAUUUCAUUUAUUAGAUCAUUUUAAGUUUUGAGGGGGGAGAAUACUGUCUCUGGGAAAAACGUUAAAAGUUGCCGGGCAGAACAACAGUAUGCCCAUUGAGACCAUACAGACAUUUGGUUGUCGGUUAAGGUGUUACCACUGCAACUAGAUGUCAAGCAUAGAUAACAAAAAGCUGCUCUUAUUGCAAUAGUUUUGUACAAUGUUCUGAUGUAAUAUCAAUGCACAUGUUGGUCCUUUCAUUUCCCGACUUUGUAAUGUACAUAAUACGCAACCCUGGUAGACCUAAAUUAUUGAAUGUGUUUGGGUUUACACUCAUCAGCCCAUUCCCAUAGUGUGAAAUGUCAGUGCUGUGCUGAGGGGAGUUUGGAUUGCCUCAUCGGGCAGAGGUGUGUCGCUGAGAUCGUUUCCUCUCAUUCCUCUCACUGCCAACUAUUGUACACAGGUACUGAGUCUCUCCAUAUAAAGUAUUAAGUGAUAACACAUAACAGCAAUGAUGGUACUAAUCUCCUGGACUGUAUGAUAAAGAUUUGUAAUUGUUGUCAAUAAUUUUUACAUUGUAACUAAUA